Lethenteron reissneri (Far Eastern brook lamprey) is the source of this 1974-nucleotide messenger RNA. Its product is annotated as phospholipase B1, membrane-associated-like. Gene Ontology annotation, biological process: phospholipid metabolic process. The record is from RefSeq and is a predicted model, not a curated record. Gene Ontology annotation, cellular component: brush border membrane. NCBI's taxonomy places the organism in Eukaryota, Metazoa, Chordata, Hyperoartia, Petromyzontiformes, Petromyzontidae. Gene Ontology annotation, molecular function: retinyl-palmitate esterase activity; phosphatidylcholine lysophospholipase A1 activity; A2-type glycerophospholipase activity.
CCCUCUCACUCACACUCUCUGCUGCAGUGUCGCUGUGUGGGAGACCAAGAUCGACGUUCCCGGGAGGAGAUGGAGCGUCUCGGCUGGCGCCUCGUGGCGGUCGCCGCCUGCUGCUGCCUCCUGCCACCAGGUGUCAGUGCGGAGUCGCGCUCCUACCAAGAGGCAUUUAAUGAAAUCCUGAGACUCUCACAGCUGGGGCUGGAGGAGGACCUGGUUCCUGACCCCAGAGAUGAGUCGCCCAAGAACGUGUUCCCGUGUCGAGCGCUGGCGCCCUCCGCUUCCCGUCCCACAUCAGUUCACAGCCUCAGGCCGUCCGACAUUAAAGUCGUCGCAGCUCUGGGCGACUCUCUCACGGCGGGGUUUGGGAUGCAGGGCACGGGGGUGCUGACUCUGCUGAAGGAGCACAGGGAGCGUGCGUUCAGCAUCGGCGGAUGGGAGACCUUUGAGACGGCCAUCACCCUUCCGAAUAUUGUGCGUGCUGUGGGUGCGGCGGCCCUAGUGGGGCCCUCCCAGAACAGCACCAAGUGGCGCGACAACCCCAUUGACAGAGACGCCGCCGGAUUCAACGUCGCCGUGACCGGCAGCACGGCGCAAGACCUCCUUCCCCAGGCGAUGCUGCUCACGGAUCUCCUGCGGAACGACACGCGAGUUGAUUUUCAGAAUGACUGGAAGCUGCUCACGCUCUUCAUCGGUGGCAACGAUCUGUGUGACUCCUGCAAGGGGGGUCACUCACAGGAGGACUACGUGGGCAACAUUACCGCCACCAUCGACUACAUCAAGCAGCACGUCCCCCGAGUGUUCAUGAACCUGGUGCAGGUGAUGCGAGUGUUGCCCCUACGCAACGUCAGCAAGCCCGGCCUGCUGUGCAAUCUCAACAAGAUCUUCUGUUCCUGCGUGGUGAGACCGUCAAGCCCCGCGGCGCUGGAGGUGCUAGAACAGCUGAACAAGGAUUACCAGAGGGGGCUCGAGACGCUGCUGGCCUCGGGGCGAUAUGACCACAACGACUCCUUCACCGUCGCCCUGCAGCCCUGCAUCCGGGACACCCUGCCACCCACCCUGCCGGACGGCGAGGUCGACGGCAGCUUCUUUGCGCUCGACUGCUUCCACUUCGCCACAAAGGGCCACGAGUCGUUCACCAGCGCGCUGUGGAACAACAUGAUGGAGCCAGAAGGAGCCAAAACGGUGCUGGCACAACUCACGCACCCCCCUCCUCAAAUCGUGUGCCCCAGCGAGGAGUACCCCUACCUCUACACUCGCCAAAACAGCGGCACGGCAGCAGCCGCGUCAACCACGACCAAGGGUUCCACCGCCUCCCUUGACACGGCGAAAUCAACCGCGUCAACCACCACCAAGGGUUCCACCGCCUCCCUUGGCACGGCGAAAUCAACCGCGUCAACCACCACCAAGGGUUCCACCGCCUCCCUUGGCACGGCGAAAUCAACCGCGUCAACCACCACCAAGGGUUCCACCACCUCCCUUGGCACGGCGAAAUCAACCGCGUCAACCACCACCAAGGGUUCCACCGCCUCCCUUGGCACGGCGAAAUCAACCGCGUCAACCACCGCCCGGGCCACCACCAAGGGUUCCGCCGCCUCCCUUCACUCCACGGGUCUCUCUGCCGCCUCUCUGAUGCUUCUCCCGCUCGUCGGCUUGCUGCGUUGGUAAAGUCGCGGCGUUCAGAGAGAGAAAGGUUGCAUCCACCGCUUCAGUCCACUCACCAGGCUGAGACGACACAGAAAAGAAAAUAACCCUGCUCACAUUAGAAGAGUAUUCGUGUGUAUUUUGGUUAAGACAUAUAUUUGUUUCAUUCCUAUUGUGAACAUUAAAAUGUUUGCUCGAUUGACGCGUAGCAUUCUCGGCUUGGCGCACGGAGAGAGAGAUUGGGAGCGCUUUCCUCCUCGUUGCAUUCGCAUCGGAGUGGUUCGCCGUUCACUGCGCAGCCCGGUCACGGAAUAAAAUGGAAUGGGGACGCCA